Molecule: messenger RNA, 3512 nt
Organism: Chlamydomonas reinhardtii
Lineage: Eukaryota; Viridiplantae; Chlorophyta; Chlorophyceae; Chlamydomonadales; Chlamydomonadaceae
Exons: 11
Coding region: 624-2519 (631 amino acids)
Biological process (GO): proteolysis
Molecular function (GO): zinc ion binding; metallocarboxypeptidase activity
Source: RefSeq, a predicted model, not a curated record
GUUUUGUAACCCAAGUAGCAAACAAACUUCCACAGGUCUCACUCUAUCGACUACUAUCUUGCACUGUGUUGAAGGCCGCUGAAGGGCAGCUACGGGUACAGUUUCACUUCCUCUUUGCGAGCCUGCUGUUCGUAGAGCCUUACCCUCAGGCCAUCCUUGACUACCCUUAAAUUUGGACCUGUCAAAAUUACACUCGCGUUCGUGGCUCGCCCGCCCACCGUGCUGCUCGAUUUCCCGCGUUUACGGAGCGGCAGCGCACGCCGGUCGGCAGCAGCUCGAUAGUAUCAACACAGCCAAUGCUUUCCAUGUGCGCAACGUAGCGGACGUCUCGUCGCUGGGGUCUCGAAAUGCGCAGCGUCAGUUUACAGACCGCAACGUUGGGCGUUGGUAGGAGCCCGCAGUGCUACUCGCGAGGCUCGCAUAGUUCUCGGAUGCGGCGGAAAUACAGCGGCUGGACUGGGCGAGGCCGGUUCGUAUGUUUAGCGGUGGCGGGCUUGGCGCUCCUGUUGCGCUGGGCCAGCGCAGAUGCGCCGCCGCAUGAAGGCCCUCGUGAAGGCAUCCAUCUCUCAAACACAUGGCUACAGAGGGCGCUGAUUCUUGCGGCGGGCGGGUCCCUCGAGGAUAUGCAGUCUUCCACCGCGGCGCUGACUCGUGCCGCGGCGGUCGAUGCCACUGCAUCAGCUACACCAGCUGUGGGCCGGAGAAAGCGGCCUCCACCACCCCAGCCUGACUCGCCGCCUCCCCCACUGCUGCCGCCGCCUUCGCCGGCUCCACCAACUCCCAUCGCCUCACCCAAAAAAGCGGCUCCGGGGACGGCCGGGACGCCAAAGAAGAAGCGCCCGCCGCCCGCCUUCCCGCUGUCCCCAUCCCCAGACCCGCCCUCGCCGCCGCCCACGCCGCCGCCUCUCAAAGGCGGCCGUAAGAAGUCCCCACCUCCCGCCACACCACCCAGCCCACCCAGCACGCCCUCGCCACCCAAGAAGCAGAGGCGUAUCCGGCCGCCGCCACCGGACAUGCCGACGGCGCCUUCCCCGCCGCCUCCUCCUCCUCCCAGCCCUCCGCCGCCGCCUCUUCAGAUGGAGGCCGACGUGGACUGGUCUCGCUACCCCACCUUCGCGCAGCUGUCCGAGUACCUGGCGCUGAGGGUGGCGGGCAGUCUGGGGCGCUGCUCGCUGGCCAGUGCUGGGAAGAGCGUGCAAGGGCGCGACCUGUGGGCUGUGACCAUUGGCGACCCCGCCGGCGUGUACUACCCUGACCCCACCAACCCAGACGUCCCCUUCCCCAAGGCGCGAGCGGCGUACAUUGGCGUGAUGCAUGGCGACGAGAAGGGCCACAUCAGUGCGGUGCUGCGCCUGGUGGGCGAGCUGUGCGACCCGCUCAGUGAGCCCAAGUUCGCGCCGGGAGGCGUGCUGGACAGCAACGUCACGGACCUGUUGGGCAGUACGGUGUUGUACGUGCUGCCGCUGAUGAACCCGGACGGCUACACCGCCACCCAGCGUUACAACGCCAACGGGGUGGACCUCAACCGCAACUUCUACACCAGCGCCUUCCCCUUUGCCAUGCCCACCGCCGCCGACGGCUACGCGCUGCAGCCCGGCACCAGCAACGCCCUGUACAACGCCGCGGCGGACUGGACAGACAACGGCGGCGGCGGCGCACACGAGCCGGAGACGCAGGCGGUCAUGUCCUGGCUGGCCUCGGUGCGGCCGCACGUGAGCGCGGACCUGCACGGCGGAGCCCUGGUGGGCUCCUACGCCCUGGACGCAUGCGACUCGCGGGGCGCGCUGCUGGACUGCCCCAGCCCCGAGGCGCCGCUGCCCGGCUACCUGGCCAAUGUGUACUCCAUGAACCACCCCAGCAUGCGCUUCAGCUGGGGCGAGGUGCAGGCGAGCAGGCAGGUGCAGUUCUUCAACGGCACCACACAAGGAGCCACCUGGUACCCGGCCAUCGGCACCAUCGCGGACUGGCUGCACCACACCUACCGCCGCCACAUGCUCACACUGGAGCUGCACUACUACAAGUACGCGAUGUUCUUGAACGACAAGCUCAACAUGUACGCCACCAACCGCCCUUCCAUGCUGCGUCUGGCGGGCGUGGGCGCGCACAUGGGGCUGCGGGCGCUGCUGCGGGACGCAGCCAGUGGCGCGGCCCUGGCGGCCACCGUGACGCCGCAGCAGCCGGCCGGAGCCUGGGCGCCUGAGGUUGAGAGCGGCGGCCUGGUGUGGAAGAUGGCGAUGCCGGGUGUGACGUACAGCGGUACGAUCUACCCGUACGACCCGGCGGACAGCUCCAUCGCGUACGAGCCCAUCCCGUACAGCUUCGUGGUGCCGUACACGUGGGACGACGUACUCUCCAAGGUGCCGCGCGCCAACCUGUCCAUUGCGCGCGUGUUCCGGGCUGUGCGGGUCGGAGGCAGCCAGGCCUCCACCGCCACGGCGCCCCCGCCGCAGCAGCCCCCGCCUCCGAAUGCGCCACAGCCGCCGCUGCAGCAGCAGCAACAGCGGCGACGCCGGCGGUAGAACCUGCCACACUCGUCCGGUAGCGUGCUUGGGGCAGGAGGGUUCUGUUGAUUGAAAGGCAUGAGGUUUUAGCAGGAUUGUGGAUGGCGGGUUGGGCGGUGGUGUGCGCAAGGCCGUGUGUUGGUGUCUACCAGCCUACUUGCGCAUACAUGCAUGCGGCGCCGCAGCGGCGCUCAUCUAGGAGGUUGUCACAAAUAGUAUUAGUGCAUGAUGGUGGUGACCGCGAGUGAGCCGAGUGUGGCCCCGCGAUCGUGCAGGCCAAAGUCAUCAUAGCUGGCUAGCUCAAGCGGGACCUUGGGACAAGUGCACACGUGAAUAGGUGUCAUCACGCUUGACUUCCUAGCUGGGAGGGUAAGGAGCAAGCAAGGACUGAAAGUGCAGGGGUAUAUUAUGUGGUAAAACACACUGAGUUUGGCUAUGAAUGAGAGAUGCGUUGCGUUGGGGUUCUGUCGGCUUGGUCAGAGUCACGAUCCUUAUUGGGACAGGUACUGCCCCCCUAAACCCCCAUGUAUGUUCCUGCUGUUACGUCGGCACUUCAUAUUUGUGGUUUAAUCACUCCGUCCUUCACAUGAACGGCUACCACCCCCACCUGGACGUGGAGCGUAGGGCGAGCAUCGGCACACAUAGCUAAUCACCACAACCUCACGUUGCCCGACGCAUAGUUAGCUUGCUUGGCGGGGGCAAUGGUAGGUGUACUUGGAUGGAUACGUCAAUGCGAUUUAUGGGUUUGUUGGAACGGCUGUUUGGCUGUUUGUCUCACACGAACUCCAGCGGUUGACGGACCUGUUGCAGUUGGGCACAGCGCAGGCAUCGUUCAACACAAGUUGUGGACGCUUUGCAUCUUGGAGUAAGGAUGUCGCGGCGAAGCUGAAUGCGUUUGAAGGGGCGGGUGGACUUAUGCGCGCCAACCGCAAGAUGCAAAUGAGGCGCAGGCUGACCGGACGCACGACGGCUCUGCAUCAAUUACUGCGUAUCGUGUAACUUCAUGACAAC